AUGGGCAGUUUGCCCCAGGUGUCCGAGAGGCUUCCUCCACCGCUGAUACUACGACUGAUGCAAAGAUACAAAGCCAUGGGGAACAAUCCACAGCAAACACAGCAAAGGCCAAGGUUGGGGCCUGGAUUGCCUCCAGCAAAGCUGGUUCCAGAUCAGAAUCCAUCAGUAAACCAGGUGCCCAAUGAGCAGGUUGCUCCACUUGAAUGGACAUUUGCAAAUUUCCCAGUUGCUUCCAAUUUCCCGCAAAACCCAUCAGAGCUGGGAGGGCCAAACAUGCAAAAUUUUCCUGGCUUCAGUGUACUACCAUUCCCCCAGAUGCUCCCAAUGGACCUUAAUUCUCUUGCUAUUCUGUUGGGGGCGUUGACCCUUCCUCAGACGCUGCCUGUUCCGGGCGUUGGAACAACUAUGCCACAACAGCUGCUGCCACCCCAACCGAUGCUUCCAAUUAUACUUGCACAAAUGGGGCCACAGGGUGCAGUGCUCAGUUCUGAAGAAAUGCCACCACAGUCACAGAUUGUUGGGGUUCUACUCCCUGGAGGAGGAUUCUUCCCUUUGGGCCAGGCUGGGGCCCUUCCUGAAGGUCCAGAAGGUAUUCUUCCAGCAAACCAGGCUGGUUCUAAUCAGGGCAACCUACCAUUUCCAGAGGGCACAGCAGCAGCCAUCCAGAAGAUUUCUCCAACAGCAAGUGAUGGUCUGAGCGAGGUUGCAAGCGGCUUAUACCCAACCCCCUCGGGCUUCAGACAGCCAAGCCCUGUGACGAAUGGCGUGUUUGCCGAACCAACUGCUGGCAUGAAUAUGGAGCCGAGUGAACUCCGGGAACAGCCUACUCCUCUCAUAAGACUUGAUAAGGACAAUAAUGGGAAGCAGCAGCACAAUCCGUCUCGGUCACAUGUGAGAGGAGACAGCUACGUGCCAUUAAGCACCGUGGAGAGUAAGCCAUUGAGAGAACCAUAA
Zootoca vivipara (common lizard) is the source of this 954-nucleotide messenger RNA. NCBI's taxonomy places the organism in Eukaryota, Metazoa, Chordata, Lepidosauria, Squamata, Lacertidae. The record is from RefSeq and is a predicted model, not a curated record.